AUGUUUGGUCGGGGAUUUGGUGCUAAUGAAAUCCGUGAAGAGUACAAUUUUGGACCUAGCAAUGCGGAUGAUCAGGCACCUUCAGGCAAUCAUGAUUCGCGAACGCACCAAUCCCAACGGCAAGAAGCUCGGGGUUCGCAUGACACCCCGACAAAUAUGGAGGAAAUGAACGUAUUUUCUGAAAGCGACGAGUCUCUUCAUAGAAGUAGGCGAAGUGAAGAUGUGCCCGCAGCCUCGAGGUAUCGUGACGCACAUUCGUCAUCAUUUUACCCUGAGGGGUCUGCCUUGAGCACAACAGAGAUACCGUCGCAUCCACCCCCGUCGGCCGUCGCCUCGAACCAGGGCGUGUCCGGUGGUGACGGCGAUGGUUUGAACGUGACCGCCGGUGGAGUGGCGGCCCAGCUUCCCGAAGUGAGCAAAACCGAUAUUGUGAAGGAGAUUACGGGAAGGAGCAAUACUAACACAAAUGGUAUGACCGUUGAUGGGAAAGAACAUGCGCUGUUGGUUGAGAGGUGGAAAAAUGCUAUGGCAGAAGAAGAGCGGUUAAAUAUCCUACAACGCCAGGUAGAGUAUCAGUUAAAAGCAACAGAGGGGGCGAACCUGGAGGCAAACUUUCCACCCAAGUUUUUGUGUAUCAAACCCCUUGUUAAUCACACCAUAGGGAUGGUUCCCGAACCAAGAAGGAAAUACGUGAAGUUCAACUAUGUGAUCUGGAUGGUGAACUGUGUGUUGCUUGUUGCCAACGCGUCCGUGGCUAUCACAGUUGCGUUUUCUCCGUAUGAAAAUGAAUUUGAGGGCCCAAAGGCCUCGAACAAGGCACAGGCAACUGCUCUGUCGAUUGCCUACUUGUUGGGUGUGCCUCUAAGUUUCUUUGUAUGGCACUGGCCCAUUUACAAGGCGUGUAUCACUGGGCUUGCUACGAGGCAUCUGGUUAGCUUGUGCGGGUUAUUGGUGGCACUGGCGUUUGCCAUAUUCAUGCUGGUUGGACUGCCAGAUACGGGUGCCUGUGGCGCGAUUCUUGCUAUGGAGGUGUAUGAAGGCAAAUCCAAUUACCUUCUCAUACCCCUUGGAGUGGUUAUUUCUUUGUGGUGCUUUGAAACAGCAUAUUUUUUCUACUGUAUGGUGGUGCAGUGGAAAUUUUACCGUCUGGAUAUCAUGGCGCAGCGCGAGGCCCGUAGUCAUAUUGAUAAUGUAAUUGGUGUGUAG
Trypanosoma brucei brucei TREU927 is the source of this 1206-nucleotide messenger RNA. RefSeq lists its product as hypothetical. NCBI's taxonomy places the organism in Eukaryota, Euglenozoa, Kinetoplastea, Trypanosomatida, Trypanosomatidae. Bases 1 to 1206 code for a protein of 401 amino acids. The transcript has a single exon. Gene Ontology annotation, biological process: protein transport. The record is from RefSeq and is a predicted model, not a curated record. Gene Ontology annotation, cellular component: trans-Golgi network membrane; recycling endosome membrane.